AUGAUAAAAUUGUCAAAAGCCCUGGCACGAUCUGAUGGUUUUGCUCAUCUCCAUUUUGGACGACCUAAGCUUAAUUUCUCUCAAAUAUCUAGUCGGCGCCGCCGCAUCUCGACGGCCUCCUCUGCCCUCAGUCCUCACGCGGCCUCGGCUCUUGAUUCGCCGUCCACCUCAGCCAUCAGCUCUCCAUUGAAGGCACCUGUGGGACAACCAAUGGAUUCACGAGAGUUGACGCCGGAAGAACUUGAGAAGAAGAAGAAGAAGGAAGAAAAGGCUAGAGAAAAGGAAUUGAAAAAGCUUAAGGCAGCACAAAAAGCAGCAGCCGCGAAACUCCAGGCGCAACACCCCACUACUUCAAAGUCGGAGAAGAAAAAGAAUGCGAGAAGAGAAAUCGAGGAGGAUAACCCGCAGGAUUAUGUUGAUCCUGAAACACCUUUGGGUGAGAAGAAAAAGCUCUCUCGUCAAAUGGCAAAGACUUACGAUCCCAGUGCUGUUGAGAACUCGUGGUAUGAAUGGUGGGAGAAGUCUAAUUUCUUUGAGGCAGACCCAAAAAGCACCAAACCAUCAUUUGUAAUUGUUCUUCCACCACCAAACGUCACUGGGGCCCUUCAUAUUGGACAUGCCCUUACUGCUGCAAUUCAGGAUACUAUAAUUCGCUGGAGACGGAUGUCAGGGUACAAUACAUUGUGGGUGCCUGGUAUGGACCACGCUGGAAUUGCGACUCAGGUUGUUGUGGAAAAGAAACUUAUGAGGGAAAUGAAUUUGACGAGGCAUGAUUUUGGUCGUGAAAGAUUUGUGGCUGAAGUCUGGAAUUGGAAGGAUGAUUAUGGGGGCACCAUACUAAAACAACUUCGACACUUAGGUGCAUCUUUAGAUUGGUCUCGUGAGUGCUUUACCAUGGAUGAGAAGAGAUCGAGAGCUGUGACUGAGGCUUUUGUUAGACUCCACAAGGAGGGUCUCAUUUAUAGGGAUCUUCGUCUAGUGAACUGGGAUUGUGUCUUGAGAACAGCAAUAUCUGAUAUUGAGGUGGAAUAUAUAGAAAUCAAAGAGAGAACAGAACUCCGAGUUCCCGGAUAUGAAAAACCCGUCGAGUUUGGGGUGCUGACAUCAUUUGCGUAUCCUCUGGAAGGAGAUUUAGGUGAAAUUAUUGUGGCAACUACUCGAGUGGAAACCAUGCUUGGUGAUACUGCGAUUGCCAUUCAUCCUGAUGAUCCAAGAUACAAACACGUUCAUGGGAAAUUUGCAAUUCACCCUUUCAAUGGGAGAAAACUUCCUAUUGUUUGUGAUUCAGUGCUUGUAGAUAUGAGUUUCGGCACAGGUGCUGUUAAGAUAACUCCAGCUCAUGAUCCUAAUGAUUUUGAGGUUGGCAAGCGUCAUAAUCUUGAGUUCAUCAACAUUUUCACCGAUGAUGGAAAAAUAAAUAGCAAUGGUGGUCAGGAGUUUGCUGGAAUGCUGCGUUUUAGGGCUCGUGUGGCUGUGACGGAAGCUUUAAAGGAAAAGGGACUUUAUCGAGGUGAUAAAAAUAAUGAGAUGCGUCUAGGAAUUUGUUCGAGAAGUAAUGAUGUCGUGGAGCCCCUUAUAAAGCCUCAGUGGUAUGUAAACUGCAAAAGCAUGGCACAACAAGCUCUUGAUGCUGUCAUCGAUGAAAAAAAUCCAAAAAUGGAGAUCAUUCCCCGUCAAUACGUUGCUGAAUGGCAGAGGUGGCUCGAGAAUAUUCGUGAUUGGUGCAUUUCAAGACAACUGUGGUGGGGCCACCGAAUUCCUGCAUGGUAUGCGAUUUUGGAAGAUGAUGAACUGAAAGAACUUGGUGCGUACAAUAAACAAUGGGUGGUUGCUAGGAAUGAAGAAGAGGCUCGAGCGGAGGCUAGCAAAAUGUUUGCCGGAAAGAAGUUCCAGCUUUUCCAGGAUCCUGAUGUUCUCGACACUUGGUUUUCAUCUGGCCUUUUCCCACUAUCCGUAUUGGGCUGGCCCGAUAACACAGAAGAUCUUCGGGCAUUCUACCCAACAUCUGUGCUUGAGACUGGCCAUGAUAUAUUAUUUUUUUGGGUCGCUCGAAUGGUGAUGUUGGGAAUCAAACUAGGGGGCGAUGUGCCGUUUAGCAAGGUUUAUCUGCAUCCUAUGAUUCGUGAUGCCCACGGACGAAAAAUGUCCAAAUCAUUAGGAAAUGUUAUUGAUCCCCUUGAAGUCAUUAAAGGAGUAACCCUCGAAAAUCUUCACAAAAGGCUAGAGGAGGGAAACUUGGAUCCUAACGAACUGAAAACUGCAAAAGCGGGGCAAAAACGAGAUUUCCCGAAGGGUAUUCCCGAAUGUGGAGCCGAUGCUUUGCGUUUCGCCCUCGUUUCGUAUACAGCUCAGUCGGACAAAAUCAACCUCGACAUACAAAGAGUUGUCGGGUAUCGUCAGUGGUGCAAUAAAUUAUGGAAUGCUAUCCGAUUCGCCAUGACUAAACUAGGAGACGAUUAUUUCCCGCCAAACGAGAUUCUUCCUGCCGAGAUGCCUUUCAGCUGCAAGUGGAUACUCUCUGUUCUCAACAAAGCCAUAGCAAAAACAAAUUUAUCUCUUGAUUCGUACGAAUUUUCCGAUGCGGCUACAGCUGUCUACUCGUGGUGGCAGUUUCAACUUUGCGACGUGUUUAUUGAAGUAAGCAAGCCAUAUUUUGCUGAUAACAGCAAUAAUCCUGCGUCUGCAUCCGCAAGGAGAUACGCGCGGGAUACACUGUGGGUGUGUUUGGAUUACGGGUUGAGAUUGCUUCAUCCGUUUAUGCCUUUCGUCACCGAAGAAUUGUGGCAGCGUCUCCCUUGUAAGAAAGACUCCGUGAGGAAAGAAUCUAUCGUGAUAUCUGAGUACCCCUCGAUUGUGGAGAGUUGGACUAACGAUGAAGUGGAGUUAGAGAUGGAUAUGAUCGAGUCGGUGGUGAAAUCGCUGAGGUCUCUUCGAUCACAGUUGGCGCCAAACGAGAGGCAUGAAAGGCGAGCGGCUUUUGUUCGUUGCCGCACUAACGAUACAUGUGAUGUCAUAAAGAGUCAUGGACUUGAGAUUACAACUCUAGCCACAUUAUCAUCUCUUGAAGUUUUGAGCGAGAAAGAUGAAGCACCAUUGGGCUGUAAGGUCGAUGUGGUCAAUGAGGCCCUAUCGGUUUUCCUCAAGCAGCAAGGAAACAUUAAUGUACAAGCGGAGCUCGAAAAAAUCAGGAACAAAAUGGAGGAAUUACAAAAGCAAUGUGACGGCUUGUCGAGGAAGACGAGUGCGCCGGGCUACCAAGAGAAGGUCCCGAGCCAUAUACGUGAAUUGGACGAGGCCAAAUUGGCAUCGCUCAUGCAGGAAAUUUUGUCCUUCAAGGAAGCUAGUGAGCAUUUGGAACGUGAAAAUUCAAUUUCAUAA
Striga hermonthica is the source of this 3378-nucleotide messenger RNA. The record is from the annotation of a GenBank genome assembly. NCBI's taxonomy places the organism in Eukaryota, Viridiplantae, Streptophyta, Magnoliopsida, Lamiales, Orobanchaceae.